Porites evermanni is the source of this 378-nucleotide messenger RNA. The record is from the annotation of a GenBank genome assembly. Lineage: Eukaryota; Metazoa; Cnidaria; Anthozoa; Scleractinia; Poritidae.
AUGUACAACCGAAGAAGUAUGAAUCUUAGUGACAGUGAAACAGAGAACUCAGAGGGUUAUGUCAACAAAGAUUGCGACAGAGGCGCUGCGGAAAGGUCUACGGAGAGCGAGCGAAGAGACGGUUUGCCCCGAACCAUCAGAAGAAAAAACUCCAAGGUCUUGACUCCCGAAGUUCUUGAUCUUUGCGCGAAGGAAAUUCAACAGGAAAGUUUGUUCAAAAAGAGAUAUGAACAGGCAGCCUUGUAUGUGUAUGGAACAAACCCAGGUCAGCACUGUGGCUUGGAGAGUGCAGUUUUUUCAAGUCAGCCGGAUGGAAACGUUUUUAAAAUGCCUUAUCUCACGGAUCCUUGCUUCAGUAGCUUCGGAUAUCUCAGAUAG